AACAGCGGUCACUCCGAGGUGAUGGCUGGCGUGCUUUAGUUUGUGGCGAGUGAUUUGUGUUUAACAAACUUUCAGAUGAUUCACAGUUUUAAACUGGAUGUCACAGCAGUGAGGCCUGUGGACAUUUAAAGCCCUAUCGCUCGUCAGCGGUGAAAUGUUGGUUGGAACAUAAUUUUACUUUCUCAUUCUCGUCAUCUAUCUACGGCUAGACGUUAGCAAGUAAGCUAACGUCAGGUAAUAACAUUGAGUUGUGGUGAGAGUUGAGGCUGUGCAGUCAUGUCAGGGACAAACGUUUGGACUCGUAGCCGAGAGAGGAUGAGGCGGUUCCCCGACUUGCUUGCCCACUGCUCCACAGAGGCAGCGGCUUAUGGCAAAUGUGUGGUCGCCACGACUACAGGCAAGCAGGAGCUGAAGAAGGAUUUGUGUGUAAAAGAGUUUGAAGCACUGAAGGCCUGCUUUGUCUCUGCUGCAAAGCGGGGUCUGAAGUAAAGGGAGAACUGCAGCCUUACUCUGUAUAGUGUAUAUAUACACUAAUGUAGGCUGUAUAGAUAUGACCAGUUUCUGUUAUGGGACUUUUUUUUUUUUUUCAGCAAAAUCAACAGACAUUGUAUAUUUUAUA
Colossoma macropomum (tambaqui) is the source of this 619-nucleotide messenger RNA. RefSeq names its product NADH:ubiquinone oxidoreductase complex assembly factor 8 (gene ndufaf8). Gene Ontology annotation, biological process: mitochondrial respiratory chain complex I assembly. The transcript has 3 exons. Lineage: Eukaryota; Metazoa; Chordata; Actinopteri; Characiformes; Serrasalmidae. The record is from RefSeq and is a predicted model, not a curated record. Gene Ontology annotation, cellular component: mitochondrion. Bases 277 to 489 code for a protein of 70 amino acids.